GUUCUGCUGGGAGGAAGCCAUGUAUCUGUUUAUUUACUUCUACCUCCUAAUGAGCUUUUUUGAAGAAGCACAUGGGUUUUGUCCUUCACAAUGCACUUGCGUUUACCAUGGCAGAAGUGAUGGCACUGGAACAAGGUCUGUGCUCUGUAAUGAUCCUGACAUGUACGAGAUCCCUGUGAAUGUUCCUGUGGAUACUGUAAAACUUCGUAUAGAGAAAACUGUCAUACGAAGGAUUCCAACUGAAGCCUUUUACUACCUAGUAGAUCUCAAAUACCUGUGGGUAACUUACAACUGUGUAGCCAACAUCGAUAUCAGCAGUUUCUAUAACUUGAAACAACUGCAUGAGCUACGGCUGGAUGGUAAUCUGCUCUCAACUUUCCCUUGGGAAUCGCUGGCAGAGAUGCCCAACCUACGGACUCUUGAUUUACACAACAACAAAGUGACCAGCAUUCCCACCGAUGCUGGCCGGUACCUGAGAAACCUCACCUACCUGGACAUAUCCAGCAACAAGCUAACCACAUUGCCAUCAGACUUGAUGGACAUUUGGCCCCCCUUCUCAGAAGCUGUCCUGUCUAAGAACAUGGACAUUCUGGUGACCCAGAGAGUUAUUUUGGGUUUGCAGGACAACCCAUGGUUUUGUGACUGUCGCAUUUCAAAGCUAAUUGAAUUUUCCAAAAUUGUGGACAACUCAGUUGUACUUCUUGAUCCAUUGGUUUCAUGUAGUGGACCUGAGAGCCUGGCAGGAAUCUUGUUCCAGAGAGCUGAGUUAGAGCAGUGUCUUAAACCAUCUGUGAUGACGUCGGCGACAAAGAUCACUUCCCCACUGGGAAGCAACGUUCUGCUACGCUGUGAUGCGACUGGGUACCCAACACCACAGCUUACUUGGACUAGGUCAGACAAUAUACCAGUGAACUAUACAGUAAUUCAAGAAACACCUGGAGAGGGUGUCAGAUGGUCCAUAAUAAGCUUGACAGGGAUUUCAUACAAGGACGCAGGAGAAUACAGAUGUAAAGCCAAGAACUUAGCCGGAAUGUCAGAAGCUGCUGUUACUGUCACAGUAGUUGGUGUAGUUACUACAACUGUGUCACCACAGAAGUAUGGAAGGAAGGAAGAGGCAGAGAGACAGAAUACCACUCAGCAGAAAUCCAAACCAGAACCUGAGAGGACAACCACACCUCUUCCCACCACACCAACCACCAGAGCACUGGUUAGCACUGAAAGAUCAACAAGCAUCAGGUUUACUGACAAGAAGGAAUCCAGGCCCAUGUUCAAUGGAAAGAAAAAUUCAAAGGGAGUGGCAAAUGGAAACAAAAAGCAGACUGGGGAGAUAAACAAGAAAGGUGAGGAGACAAAGCAGACUGAGGAGAUAAGCAACCAAGGUGAGGAGGCUUCAUUGAAUACAGCAGGUUUGACUGAGGAAAAUGUUACUGUAAAGAACCUAAGAGUGAUCAGUGAAACUGAUGAAAGAGUGACCUUAACUUGGAAAACUGUCAAUGCCACAAGCAACUCUGCAGUGACUGUGUUAUACUCAAAGUAUGGUGAGAAAGAUAUGUUGCCCCUGAGCACUGAUUCUAGCAAAAACAAAGUCACAAUUGAUGGUUUGCAACCUAGUACUCAAUAUAUGGCAUGUGUCUCACCCAAAGGAGUGCCACCUACAAAAGAGCAGUGCGUUAUUUUCUCCACUGAUCGGUUAAAUGAUGAAAGCAGCUCUCAGUUUUCUAUUCUGAUAUUGGCCAGCAGUGCAGCAUGUGUGGUUGCUUUACCUUUGAUAUUUUUCUUACUCUACAAAGUUUUAAAACUUCGUGUGAAACCAAAAACUGCAAAGGAAGCUGACCUUGCGAAAGAGACCUAUGUGAAAUUUGAAACGCUAUCUCUGAAGCCUCGAACAGUGAAUGCAGGAGAGCAGCUCUGGGCACGAAGGUACACAGAUGAGUCGGAAAGACUUCUCCUUUGUUCUAGGUCAAGCAUGGAUUCUCAAAUGACCUUCAAAAGUGAGGGCUCUAGAUCUGAGUAUCUGUGUUGAACAUGGGUGAGGGUGGAGGAGAUGGAAUAUACACUAGGUAAAAUGAAUCCAAAAUUAUAAUACUGCAUCUGGAAGCAGGUUGGUGCCAGGUGGUGGUCAGAAUAUAUUAACUGAUGUAAUGUACUGGAUGGGUAGGGUGGUGGGUAGGAAAGAGAAGAAAAAUGUUGCCUGUUUAUUUUCUUUUUUUAUGUUUGUGACUUUGGAUGUGAAGGAAUGAUAUUCUUCAAAAGAUGAAUACAGCAUGAAAUGGUUGCCUGGUUAAAGAUCUUCUAUUUUUUCGUUUUCAUUAAAACAUCAUUGUGUUUUCUCUUCUCUCGUUUUACUGUAUGAUGUGCUAGUUGCAUGUAUCAAACAUUAAUCACAACCUUCAUAAAAAAUAUGUACUUAAACAUAAUAGGAAAACAGUUUAAACUACUUGAUUGAGGUCAAAACUCUAUUUGAAAAUACAAGUUUUCUUCUGACACCAGCUUGUGCUUUGAGACGUCGUACAGCUCUGUACAGUAUCUUGGACUGGAAGUGAUCUCAGGCCAAUCAAGAUUGAAGCUAGGUAGCCACAGCUUAUGGACUCUGGAGAGGUACAAUACACAUCAUAUGGUCAUUUUGCAGAUGCUACAGCAAAGGAGCUUCUUUAGUGUUCUGAAGCUCAGGUAGGAUAUCAUUAUGAAUAACUCUGUGAGAGAUACUAGAUAUUAAUAAUGUUGAUAUGCAUCAAAUGAUCUUAUUGCAAAAUCUCAGCCUUAGAAUUUACUGGGAUGCAUAUGUCUAUAUACCUCAAUUUCAGAAGUCUCUGUACAGAAAAUGUUGUGGUACUGUGUAAUGCAACACACACUCUUAUAUACCUACAUAUUACAUAGAUAUUGCACAAUAUUAUGUAUUACACUGUAGUAAUAUACAUUUUGAGAUACAGUAAGAGGAGGUCUUGUUCUCAGGUCAUGUUGGAUGUGUAAUGAAGUUCAGUGAGCAUAGUGAAAGUUAAUUGUGAGCAUGCUUCCCAGUUUUUAAAAAAUCAGGUAUUAAUAUUAAUAGUAAUGAUGAAUGCAGAAUUGCCUAUUAAUGAUAAUAAUGAAUUGUCUGUUCUGAGGCUGCUUUUUUAUUGUCUGAAGUAAGUAACAAAGCUUUUAUUAGUUUAGGUUCAGAUAUUAUGGUUAGGAGUAUGUGUGAAUUGAGAACCAAUUUUUCCUAAAAAUUACAACUGCAUUGUUUUCUUGGACCUUUCUAUGCCUAGGAGAACUGUUUGU
Molecule: messenger RNA, 3261 nt
Organism: Grus americana (Whooping crane)
Lineage: Eukaryota; Metazoa; Chordata; Aves; Gruiformes; Gruidae
Gene: LRIT3
Product: leucine rich repeat, Ig-like and transmembrane domains 3
Exons: 4
Coding region: 20-2023 (667 amino acids)
Molecular function (GO): protein binding
Source: RefSeq, a predicted model, not a curated record